Molecule: messenger RNA, 888 nt
Organism: Cercospora beticola
Lineage: Eukaryota; Fungi; Ascomycota; Dothideomycetes; Mycosphaerellales; Mycosphaerellaceae
Source: RefSeq, a predicted model, not a curated record
AGCCCUAUCCCGCUUGCUGAAGUUAGCAUUCAGAUGGCUAAUUAUACACACGUAUAGACAAGCAUCCCGGUCCAUCCGAAGUAUAAGGUCCAGGAUCCGGUGUUCGUCCGAGACCUGCUCCUAUUCAAAUAGGCACAGACGUCUAGUGGCGACGAUAUAGUGCAUAUAUAGGCCGCAGCACAUUCGAGAGGACGCCUGUACGUCCACAGCAGUCCCCACGCAUCCUUCCGAGUCCAUCAACACCACAAUGAAGUCCUUCAUCGUCGCCGCCCUGGCCGCAAACGCCGCCGCUCAAGCAGCCACAAACUUACCCAUCCGCUACAGUGGAAUUGGCCAGGAUGCCUCGGGCGUCACCGUGAAAGACGGCAUCAUCAACGCCUCUGACAAACGCUUCUGGCUCGGCAAACCCGCAAAAACCUAUUGCGGGCCGCCGCUACGGGAUCCCGCAUCCGUCGUUUGCAAGUCCAAUGACGAGAACAACAAGACAACCCUCUUCCUCUACGUCCCUGCUGAUGGCACCUUCAAACUCGAUUCCACCGAUAAUGGGCAGUAUGUCUAUGUGGCCGUGGAUGGCGCGCUGGGCUUUGCGUGGUAUCGAGAUCUUCCCAAGGACGGUGUGAUAGUGGGCUUCUCGAAUGGCAACGGCGAGGUCCUGACAUUCGAGGGCAAGGAGUGGUUGUCAUGUCCGGUGGAGGGUGAGGAGGCGUGGCAGCUUUUCGCGCAGAGCCGGUCGAGCAGGACUGACUGCGUGGGCACCACGUUCAAGCUGAAGCAGGAGAAGGAGCGAUAUGAGGGCGGUCCUGCUGGUGCGGCUGAAUACAUCUAGAUUGGGGCAGCGUACCAGCGACCUCGUGAGGUGGUACAAUUCUGGGAGGGGAAUGGUUGGCG